Clonostachys solani is the source of this 1086-nucleotide messenger RNA. Lineage: Eukaryota; Fungi; Ascomycota; Sordariomycetes; Hypocreales; Bionectriaceae. The record is from the annotation of a GenBank genome assembly.
AUGACACCGGCAAAGCACAAUCUCCCCCAGCGACUCCGUGUUGGAGUUGUUGGGAUUGGUCGAAUGGGGCGGCGCCACGCAAUCAACAUUCUCCAUGAGGUCCCACGGGCAACACUUCUUUGUGCUUGCUCUCCUGCAGAGUCGGACCUCGUGUGGGCGGAUGAGCAUCUCGUACCGCACGGGGUUCAUGUGGUUCCCACGUUUGAGGAGAUGAUCGAAACGCCCGGCUUGGAGGCGAUCAUCAUUGCUUCGGCUACCCAUCUACACACCUCGCAAACGACGGCAGCAUUGGAAAGAGGCCUACAUGUCCUCUGCGAGAAGCCAGUCUGCCAAACUCUAGACGAGCUCGUCGCCCUAGUUGAUAAGGUCGAAGUUAAUCCCCAGGCGAGGCUCAUGGUUGGGUUUGUACGUCGAUUCGAUACCAAUUACCAGCAGGCAAAGGAGCAAAUUAUGGAGAACAAGAUCGGACGACCCGUCGUGAUACGAUCGCAGGGUUGCGAACCUCUAGACGAGAGCGCUUACUACAAGCAAUAUCUUCGAGAUUCGGGCGGCAUAUUUGUAGACAGCAUCAUUCACGACAUAGAUCUCUCCCUGUUCUUCUUUGGGGAGGACUCUAAACCAAAGUCGGUCGCCGCUAUGGGUGUAGCUGCCGUCCACCAAGAAAUCGAGGCACACGGCGAUGCUGAUAACGGCGUGGGCAUUUGCGAGUUCUGGGACGGCAAGAUUGCUUUCUUCUAUAACUCGAGGACUACGGCACAUGGAUACGACAACGCGACUGAAAUAUUCGGGACACGGGGCAAGCUGUCAAUAAACUUGAUCCCUCGACACAAUGCCCUCGAGCUGUGCGACGAGGAUGGUUUCGUCAAGACAUUUGCCCACCCGGGCUGGUAUGAUCGCUACGCUUCCGCUUUUGUUGGUGAGGCGAAGGCAUGGGUAGCCGCUUUGCUUGAUGGGAAACCUCUUCCAGUUCCUUUGCGAUCCUCAUUGACAUCUCUCAAGAUAGCUACCGCACUCCAGCUGAGCUUAAGGACGGGCCAGAAAAUAUUUUUCGACAAGCAGGGUGUUCAGUUGGACUAUCAACCAUCA